CCUUCCCCGCCAGCCCGCGCGCCGUGGGUGUGCGUCACGUCCGGCGGCGGGACCCGGAAGUGGUGCUGUGGGCGGUUGCUAUGCGGCGGGCCGGCGGCGGGCCCGGAGGUGCAAUAUUUCAGUUUGUGCCUAGUGCCUCUUGUCCUGUCACUGGGCGCCACUGAGAAGAGUUUGCUUCCUUCUUUACAUUCUCCAGUCAUGCAUUGAUGCGCCAUCUCUUCCCCAGGCAGAUCAGGCCCAGCUUUCUCCAUUUGUCGUCAUGAACAGAAGAGCGAUGGCUUUGAGAAUGACUGAUGUGCCUUGUCAGGCUGAGGUGGCCAGCUGAUGUUUGAACACCAGCUGGUCUUUCUCUCUGCUGGCCAUAUCCCAAAAUGGGGAGGAUCAGCAUCUCAUGUUUGCUUCCUGCUUCCUGGCACUUCAGCAUCUCUCCAGUGGGAUGUCCACGUAUUUUCAACACCACCUUGCGACAAAUCGUUGUGAUAGGAAUACUUGCUGCUGCUGUCUCUUUGCUUUACUACUCUCUGGUAGUCAUCCGCAAUAAGUAUGGACGUGCAUACAGGGACAAGAGAUUCCACAGAUAUCUCGCCCGAGUAACUGACACUGAGGCUACAGAUACAAACAACCCCAAUCUGAACUACGGAAUCGUUGUGGACUGUGGCAGCAGCGGCUCUAGGAUUUUUGUGUAUUGUUGGCCAAGGCACAAUGGUAAUCCACAUGAUCUGUUGGACAUCAAACAGAUGAGGGACAAAACCAGAAAGCCAGUGGUUAUGAAAAUUAAACCAGGCAUUUCAGAGUUUGCCAGCUCUCCUGAAAAGGUCAGCGAUUAUAUUUCCCCACUUCUGAGCUUUGCUGCCGAACACGUGCCACGUGCAAAACACAAAGAGACUCCUCUUUAUAUUCUGUGCACUGCAGGAAUGAGGAUUCUGCCAGAAAGCCAGCAGAAGGCAAUACUUGAAGAUCUGCUCACUGAUAUUCCCGUGCAUUUUGAUUUUCUGUUUUCGGACUCGCAUGCAGAGGUUAUUUCAGGGAAACAGGAAGGAGUAUAUGCAUGGAUUGGCAUCAACUUUGUUCUUGGAAGAUUUGAACACACAGAUGAUGAGGAUGAAGCGAUUGUGGAGGUGCAUGUCCCAGGCAGUGAAAACAAAGAGGCUAUCUUCCGUAAGAGGACAGUGGGUAUUCUUGACAUGGGCGGAGUGUCGACUCAGAUAGCAUACGAAGUCCCUAAAACUGUAAGCUUUGCCUCUUCACAGCAGGAGGAAGUAGCCAAAAACUUACUUGCAGAAUUCAACUUGGGCUGUGAUGCUCAUCAAACUGAGCACGUAUAUAGAGUCUACGUUGCAACAUUCCUUGGCUUUGGAGGAAAUGCAGCACGCCAGAGAUAUGAAGACAGUCUGUUUACCAGUACAGUGCUUAAAAACAGACUGCUGGGCAAACAGACUGGCAUGACUUCUGAUUCGCCCUACCUAGAUCCUUGCCUGCCCCUGGAUGCUCAGGAUGAGAUCCAGCGGAACGGACAGAUAAUGUAUUUGCGGGGAACAGGAGAUUUUAAUCUGUGUCGUGAAAUUAUUCAACCGUUCAUGAAUAAGACUAAUGAAACACAGACAUCUCUUAAUGGUGUCUAUCAGCCUGUUGUGCACUUUCAGAACAGUGAAUUCUAUGGUUUCUCAGAGUUCUACUACUGCACCGAGGAUGUGUUACGCAUGGGAGGAGAUUACAAUGCUGCUAAAUUUACUAAAGCUGCAAAGGAUUAUUGUGCCACUAAGUGGUCUGUCCUAAGAGAACGUUUUGACCGUGGUCUUUAUGCAUCACAUGCUGAUCUCCACAGAUUGAAGUACCAGUGUUUUAAGUCUGCCUGGAUGUAUGAAGUAUUUCACAGUGGUUUCUCUUUUCCUGCGAGUUACAGCAAUUUGAAAACAGCUCUGCAGGUUUAUGAUAAAGAGGUGCAAUGGACUUUGGGAGCCAUUCUUUACCGAACACGGUUUUUACCUUUAAGAGACAUCCAGCAAGAAAACUUCCGUGGAAGUCAUUCCCACUGGAGGAGCUUCUCCUUUGUUUACAAUCACUAUUUGUUUUUUGUCUGUUUUCUGAUUGUGCUGCUCUCCAUCCUGCUUUACUUGCUAAGGCUCAGACGGAUCCACAGACGAAUGUUGCAUAACAGUUCGUCUACUUCCCUAUGGAUUGAGGAAGGCAUCCCACCACAGAAGAUUACAGGACCCUUAUGAGAUGCUGUGAUGGAGAGCUUUUAUUGGACUUGCUACACAAAAAGCCAUUUUUGCCUCAGGGUUCCUCCUUUUUGUCCCUUUUAAACCAUUGAAGAAGCAGAUUGCCCAGAGUGUGUAAUACAGCUAGGCUUUGGAAAUAUGGGAAAAUGGGGUCAACUUGGCUUAGUCUCAUUAGACAAUAUCUGCCAAAUUUUUUUUUUUUCUGUAUUGCACUUUUGUGUGUAAUGGGACGAGCAAAGGCUCGUUGUCAGUAGAUGAGUAGCAGCAGCUUAAGCUACGCAUGGUAAGAGAAUGAGUGUGAAUUCUCAUCCUCCGGGUGAGAUUGCGAGACACUGUUAGCUAGGAUGAAUGAGGACUGUUUUUAUUUUCUUUUCCAGAUUCCAGGAUUGAUAUUACUUCUCAGUUCUGAGUCUCCUCAGUCAAAGAAACGGAAGUGCAGGGUUUUCAAAAGCAGUAAGAAAACAACCGUUUAGGACAGCUUAUCUGAUUAUAUUCUGGAAUAAGUACUGUGAUGGAGAAGAAAAAUCUAUUGCACCGAAUGCUGUGCUUCCACAAAACUGCUUAAAUCAGUUUUGUUUAUUUGUGACGGUUUCCCCUUUUUCUGUCUUGGAAGCUGCAUCCUCCUAGUGGCAAAGGUCACUAUUUUUUAAUCUUUUAUUUCUAUUUCACAAUCAUUCAGAGAGAUCUCUGAAACUCCAGUAAGGUGAAGACAACUGGAAUAUGUCUAGGCUUUUGUUCCUGCUAGAGUAGACAUGCACAGUGUCUUUUUCUGGUUUUGAGUACUUUGCUUUGUUAAUUUAUAUUUUAUUUAAAACUGUUAAUUUUACUUGGAAGUAAAUUUGUCCAUGAUUAAAAGUGGGAUUUAUAUGAA
Molecule: messenger RNA, 3093 nt
Organism: Tyto alba (common barn owl)
Lineage: Eukaryota; Metazoa; Chordata; Aves; Strigiformes; Tytonidae
Gene: ENTPD4
Product: ectonucleoside triphosphate diphosphohydrolase 4
Exons: 14
Coding region: 372-2222 (616 amino acids)
Biological process (GO): nucleoside diphosphate catabolic process
Cellular component (GO): membrane
Molecular function (GO): nucleoside diphosphate phosphatase activity
Source: RefSeq, a predicted model, not a curated record